Molecule: messenger RNA, 465 nt
Organism: Penaeus indicus
Lineage: Eukaryota; Metazoa; Arthropoda; Malacostraca; Decapoda; Penaeidae
Gene: Dh31
Product: diuretic hormone class 2-like
Exons: 3
Coding region: 1-465 (154 amino acids)
Biological process (GO): body fluid secretion
Molecular function (GO): diuretic hormone activity; G protein-coupled receptor binding
Source: RefSeq, a predicted model, not a curated record
AUGAACAACACGGCCGUGGUGUUCGUUUCCCUCGUCGCAGCCUUCGUUUUCAUAUCUUCAGUUAACGCCGCCGCUCUCAAUAGAGAGAGGCGAGCUGUCGUUGAGAUAGAUGACCCUGACUAUGUGCUGGAACUACUGACAAGGCUCGGACACUCCAUUAUCAGGGCCAACGAGUUAGAAAAAUUCGUGCGUUCCUCCGGCAGCGCUAAGCGGGGACUGGACCUGGGCUUGGGCCGCGGCUUCAGUGGAUCCCAGGCGGCCAAGCAUCUCAUGGGCCUCGCUGCCGCUAACUUCGCUGGAGGACCUGGCAGGAGGAGGAGAAGCCCCGAGGACGCCCUUCCCAGCGUUCAUCGCCAAGACGAUAACGUCAUGCUGUACGACCACGAGCGCGCUCCCGUUGCCCCCGAAGCUCCUGUCAAUGCCGCCCCUGCUAUGGUCGAGACCACUGGAACACAGUCUCGAUAA